Messenger RNA from Botrytis porri, 630 nucleotides. RefSeq lists its product as uncharacterized. Lineage: Eukaryota; Fungi; Ascomycota; Leotiomycetes; Helotiales; Sclerotiniaceae. Gene Ontology annotation, biological process: carbohydrate metabolic process. The record is from RefSeq and is a predicted model, not a curated record. The coding region runs from base 1 to 630 and encodes 209 amino acids. The transcript has a single exon.
AUGGCACUUGGAAUGAGAUAUAUGUGUGGUCCCUUACACGAUACAAUCAAACAGGGCUGCGCACUAAUCCUCAUCCCCGACAUUCUCCAACGCUAUUAUGGAACCACAAAAUCCAUUGCCAAGAUGUACCGAGCAGGCGAACGAUACAUGGCCUAUAUGAAAGGCAAAGAGCGCUUUGGUGGACUUAUCGAACAUGGCCUUGGAGAUUGGGGUCGAGGAAUCGCGCAUGGAAAUGCACAAGCAAACAUUGAAACAGCUAUUUAUCACGAAUGUCUACUCUGCAUGUCGCGAUUUGCUUCUCACUUGAACUUGGACGACGAGAAAAAGAGUUGGGAGAAAGAAGCGAAGAGAAUAUAUGACGUGUAUAAUAAACACUUGUUGGUAACGGACGAUCCAUCUCGUCCUCACGCUUACUAUACAUCUCGGGACGACUACCCCAAUCACGAUUGCGACGCUGUGUGCCAAGCUUUCGCUCUCCAGUUCAACAUAGUUCCCGAGGCGCAAAUCUCUACCAUUCAAACAUCUUUUUUCUCCGACGUCUCGGAUGGUAAACUGCGCUCUGGAGAAAUCGGUCUAAGGUACCUCUUUAACACGCUUGGGGAUCUGAGACGAUCCGAUCUAUUGCUGUAA